Molecule: messenger RNA, 310 nt
Organism: Racocetra persica
Lineage: Eukaryota; Fungi; Glomeromycota; Glomeromycetes; Diversisporales; Gigasporaceae
Source: the annotation of a GenBank genome assembly
CUUACUCAAUAUGCAAAUACACAGGAAGCGUCAACUAAAGGUAUGAAUUUAUCAACUAAUCGUCGUAAGCGAGGAAUUGAUGUGAUUGAUAACGAAGAAAAUGGUUCUCAUAAAAAGAAAAACACCAAGAAUGAUGCAGAUAAUAAUGAAAAUUUUCCAUCAAGAAACAAUAACGAAAAUUCUUCCUCGGGAUUUGAAGAUGAAGAAAUCAAUUUUGAUUUAACCGACAUUUCGAAAGAAUUGAAUCGUGAACCAACAGUUAAAAUAUGUUUUGUAUCAAAUAUCGAUUUUUUAUCUCCUGUGUCUCACA